AUGAGCCGACCGCAUUCGCCGUCUGAUGCCAAUCAGAACCCAGUCGUCGCUGAAACGACGCUUGAACGUCUUGUCCUUUCCGCCAGCACGCCGCAAGUCGAAGAGAUCGUAGAGCUCAAGCGCGCUAACGAGGUGCUCAAAGCUGAAAGAGAUGCAGCCGUAGCGCGAGCAACAAAGCCCUACACAGAUGUGACGCACGCAAAUCAUGACGCCGACCGAUCAGUCACCAGCGAAAGACACAGCGAUCAGAUGAAGACUUCUAUGCUCAUCAACAAUUACAAAAUGACCGCUGAGCACCUCAAAUUGUCUCUCGCACAGGCGCAACAGACCGAAAUCUGUGAUGAGCAUUUAAAGAUACUGGAGAACGCCAACGCUGCAGUUGAAGCUGCAUUUGCGCGACUGGAACAAUCUACUGCCCAGACACAUACCCAGGCGCAGAAUACCAUCCAAGCGCUCCCAAAUGGCACUGAACCCCAGAAAGCGCAAGGCACGUUGGAGGCGCACGGAAUUUGCGACCAACGCCUCGCCGAACUGAAGGACAAGAUGAACGAAAAUUCGCUCAAAGCCGACGAGAGGGUAUUGCAGAUCCAGAAAUCACUUCAAUCCGUCACGGAUGAGAACAAAGGGCUCAGGAAACAGCUCCAAAAAACUUCGGAGACGUUAGAGUGGUACAAAGCGCACUCGAAGCGCCUAGUCGCGCAGAGUGGAGGUACGCAGAGUUCACAAGUAGCUACAGGCAUUCAUGCCAGUUUUCCGGUGCAGUCUCAACGCGGUUCUGUACCAGCAAAGACACCUACCAAGCGUAGGAGGUCCAGCACAGAGUGUGCCACUCCGGUCGAACGCCUGAAUAAUUACUCUACGCCGCGCAGGUCAGCGUUUUCGGGUGGCCGUAGUCCAGCACCCAUGACAGGCUCCGUAGGAGGAGAACACCGAUUUCCACAUCAUUCUAUGACACCAACUCGACAGAGCUCAAAUGUUCAUCGUUAUCAGCACGCGAACAUGUACCCAGGCCCCAUUCAGCCAUACAGUCAACCCCAGGCUCAAACACAGCCGCCGUUCCCGUUUUUUGGGAGCCCUCAAUACCAUCAGUAUUUCAUGAAAUUCUUUGAACAGACGAAUUUAUUGAGAUCAAACUCCGGUCUGCCUCCAGCGAGUCCCGAAGACGUUGUACCACUCUUCAACGAUGUCAUCGCUCGAAGAUCCCACCAACAGGAAUUGCAUGGAGUACCUUACCCUGGUGGCGGUGUACCGAUGCUACCAAACCACCCAGGAGCUGGAACUCAUCCUUUCAGCCAGGGAGGGAACAUGCAAGGACGGUUCUACACACCAUCUCUGUCUCCGUUGGCACCAUUCGACCUCGAAAAUCCACAGUCAUUGACGGCGCUCCCUUCACUGUCCAGUGGACAAAACGGAUUUCAAUACCAGCAAAUGCAGCACCAGUUCCAGGGCCAAUCUAUAUACCCUCAAAGCGGCGCGCAGCACAAUGUCCAGCCUUCCGGGCUUCUCAAUGGCUUCGACUAUUCAAGCCUUCCCGACAUCUCCAGCAUUGGUGACGACGCUGGAGACGAUGGCGUUGGUAAUGCGGACGCUGGACUUGCGUAG
Messenger RNA from Boeremia exigua, 1602 nucleotides. RefSeq lists its product as uncharacterized. Lineage: Eukaryota; Fungi; Ascomycota; Dothideomycetes; Pleosporales; Didymellaceae. Bases 1 to 1602 code for a protein of 533 amino acids. The record is from RefSeq and is a predicted model, not a curated record. The transcript has a single exon.